Messenger RNA from Fusarium coffeatum, 1527 nucleotides. RefSeq lists its product as uncharacterized. Gene Ontology annotation, cellular component: oxoglutarate dehydrogenase complex; mitochondrion. The transcript is spliced from 5 exons. The coding region runs from base 1 to 1527 and encodes 508 amino acids. Lineage: Eukaryota; Fungi; Ascomycota; Sordariomycetes; Hypocreales; Nectriaceae. The record is from RefSeq and is a predicted model, not a curated record. Gene Ontology annotation, molecular function: dihydrolipoyl dehydrogenase (NADH) activity; flavin adenine dinucleotide binding.
AUGCUUUCCAGUCGCUUAAUAUCACGAGCUAUUGCUCGCCCUGCCUUCCAGAGAUCUACGCUUCCCAGCGUCGUCUCGGCCCCUUCUCUGUCGCGAUUCAGCCGCGGAUAUGCCUCUGAGGCUGAGGAGAAGGACCUUGUCGUUAUCGGUGGUGGCGUUGCUGGCUACGUCGCUGCUAUCAAGGCUGGACAAGAGGGCAUGAAGGUUACCUGCAUUGAGAAGCGUGGCUCUCUUGGUGGUACCUGCCUGAACGUCGGCUGCAUUCCCUCAAAGUCUCUCCUCAACAACUCGCAUCUUUACCACCAGAUUCUCCACGACACCAAGAACCGCGGUAUCGAGGUCGGCGAUGUCAAGCUUAACCUCGCCAACUUCAUGAAGGCCAAGGACACCUCCGUCUCCGGCCUGACCAAGGGUAUCGAGUACCUCUUCAAGAAGAACGGCGUUGAGUACAUCAAGGGUGCUGGUUCUUUUGUCAACGAGCACGAGAUCAAGGUCGACCUCAACGAGGGCGGUGAGACCAGCGUCCGCGGCAAGAACAUUCUGAUCGCCACUGGAUCUGAGGCUACCCCCUUCCCCGGCCUCGAGAUUGAUGAGAAGCGCGUCAUCACCAGCACUGGUGCUAUUGCUCUCGAGGAGGUCCCUGAGACCAUGACCGUCAUUGGUGGUGGUAUCAUUGGUCUUGAGAUGGCCUCCGUCUGGUCGCGACUUGGCUCCAAGGUCACCAUCGUCGAGUUCCUCGGCCAGAUUGGUGGCCCUGGUAUGGAUUCCGAGAUCGCCAAGAACACCCAGAAGAUCCUCAAGAAGCAAGGUCUUGAGUUCAAGCUCAACACCAAGGUUGUUAGCGGCGACAAGUCUGGCGAGAAGGUCAAGCUUGAGGUUGACUCCGCCAAGGGUGGCAAGCCCGAGUCCAUUGAGUCCGACGUCGUCCUCGUCGCCAUUGGCCGACGACCUUACACCGCUGGCCUUGGCCUCGAGAACAUUGGCCUCGAGGCUGAUGACCGUGGCCGUGUCGUGAUCGAUUCCGAGUACCGAACCAAGAUCCCCCAUAUCCGAUGUGUUGGCGACUGCACCUUCGGCCCUAUGCUUGCCCACAAGGCUGAGGAGGAGGCCGUCGCUGCUGUUGAGUACAUCAAGAAGGGAUACGGCCACGUCAACUACGGCGCCAUUCCCUCCGUCAUGUACACUCACCCCGAGGUCGCUUGGGUCGGCCAGAGCGAGCAGGACCUUAAGAACCAGAACAUCCCUUACCGAGUCGGAACCUUCCCCUUCGCCGCCAACUCCCGAGCCAAGACCAACCUCGACACUGAGGGUAUGGUCAAGAUGCUUGCCGACCCCGAGACCGACCGUCUCCUCGGAGUCCACAUCAUCGGCCCCAACGCUGGUGAGAUGAUUGCCGAGGGUACCCUGGCUCUUGAGUACGGUGCUUCCAGCGAGGACAUUGCCCGAACUUGCCACGCCCACCCCACUCUCGCCGAGGCCUUCAAGGAGGCUGCCAUGGCCACUCACGCCAAGGCCAUUCACUACUAA